Cercospora beticola is the source of this 986-nucleotide messenger RNA. RefSeq lists its product as uncharacterized. Lineage: Eukaryota; Fungi; Ascomycota; Dothideomycetes; Mycosphaerellales; Mycosphaerellaceae. The record is from RefSeq and is a predicted model, not a curated record.
GUGGAGGAAUCAUGAAUGAUUACGAGACGCGGCGGCUUGAGAAGAUCAAGCAGAAUCAGAAAUUGCUUGCUGAUCUCGAUAUCAAACCUGUCGUCCCUAAGGUAGCGCGGAAUACUGAUGGCAAACCACCGGCCAAGAAGCGCAAGGUCUUUCAAGAACAGACUGCGCCAGCGAGGAGCUCGGCUCGGAUAGCAGCAGCGCCAUCAAAGCCAAGUUAUAACGAAGACGAGAUAGCACGGCCUAUAGCUUUACCUCGGUCGGCGGUGAAGAAGGGCAAGACCGGUGGUUCAAAUCUAGGCUCAAUAGUCAAAGGCGAGGAUGAGCCUUUGGUGCCAAGCAAGAACAUCGAUGAGAUCCGUGAGGGCUGGACUGCAUGGUCGUCGACGGCUUCUCCUCCAACCAGAGAUGGAGAUCAAGUUUUCCACUUCGAAGACUACCCAGACUUCACGCCGAACAAGUCGCCCGAGGAAAUGCUGAGAGAAGGCUGUUUCGGAGGAUCGUACUAUCGCCCUCUUCGAUCGAGAAAGCUUGGGAUCAUAGUCGAAGACGAUUGGAAAGAAAUUCCGGAGCCCUGGAUUUCGGGCUUGAAUGUGGAACGAUUCUUGACCAGUCCGCAGUAUGAUCCCGAUGUGAACAAGUACAAAGUGCCGUGCGGACAGUCCAUCGAAGAAUGGGAGGCUGCAGGCUGGAUAUCUCAUGAGCACGAUGUGCGAGGCUGGUUCCAAUGGUAUACGAGGUUUUUCCGAGGCCGAAGAUGUGAAGACGACGAUAGGCAGGUGUCCCGAUGGAAGAAGUGCGUUGGCGAAACAGGCAGGUGGAGACGGAUGUUGCUGAAGAAGUAUGGCCAGGCAGGUGUCAGGACUGUGUUCGAUGAUGGAGAAGAUGAGGAGGGUGUUGAAGUUUCACCCGUCAUGCAUCAGACCUGCCACCACUGGGCUUUCGAAGUGCGCCAGCAGCACUUGGACGAAUUCUGGCACGGACGCUGA